GGGAUAACUCUUAGUGGUUUAUUGUUGUGCGUGAAGAGUUCCAUAUAAACAUCGAAAAUGGCUGGACAUGGUCACGGCCAUGGGCAUUGCUGUCACGAACACAACAGCACCGUGCAAGGAAACGAAGACAGCGCCAAUGCGUUUAAUUUGUAUCUUAAAAUAGACACAGAUCGAAUUGUAUGUUUGAACGAAGCUGUAGAGGAUUCUGGAAAACAUGUCUUUAAACCAUGGAAUGAACGUUUCUCGAAGGAAAAGUAUGUCGACAGUGAUGUUGACGAAGAAUUAUUAUUUAAUAUUCCAUUUACAGGCCAUGUUAAGCUGAAAAGUAUUAUUGUCAUUGGAGGUGGUGAAAAUACGGAUCCAUCAAAGAUGAAGCUGUUCAAAAACCGUCCAGCAAUGACAUUUGAUGACACAAAUGCUGAAGCAGACCAAGAAUUUGAUCUUAAUCCUGACCCAGAAGGCCAACUGCAGUAUGCAACAAAAGUGGCUCGUUUUAACCAAGUAGAACACCUUACAAUAUAUUUUCCUACUAAUUUUGGUGCUGAAUUAACAAGAAUAUAUUAUAUUGGACUUCGAGGAGAUUUCACUACAAUAAAACGCCAUGGAGUCACUAUAUGUAAUUAUGAAGCACGAGCUAAUCCUGCUGAUCACAAGGUCAAUUCCUUAGAAAUGAUGGGUAAGAUGAUUCAGUGAAACAUCUGAUGAGUGGAAAAGGAAGACAACUUAAUUAAAAACAACAAAUGGACACAAAAUACAAUAAAUAAAUAAAUUUAAAAAAUGCUAAUUCAAGAAAAAUAAAAUGUUUCUUCAUAUUUCAAUAAAGUUUUUGUUAAAGAAAUA
Octopus sinensis (East Asian common octopus) is the source of this 840-nucleotide messenger RNA. Its product is annotated as PITH domain-containing protein 1. Gene Ontology annotation, cellular component: nucleus. The record is from RefSeq and is a predicted model, not a curated record. Lineage: Eukaryota; Metazoa; Mollusca; Cephalopoda; Octopoda; Octopodidae. The coding region runs from base 58 to 693 and encodes 211 amino acids. The transcript has 6 exons.